Molecule: messenger RNA, 1044 nt
Organism: Guillardia theta CCMP2712
Lineage: Eukaryota; Cryptophyceae; Pyrenomonadales; Geminigeraceae
Exons: 6
Biological process (GO): biosynthetic process
Molecular function (GO): pyridoxal phosphate binding; transferase activity
Source: RefSeq, a predicted model, not a curated record
GCUGAGAGAGUGGGCGGCAGGAACGACUACCUUGGGCUCUCCAACCAUCCACAAGUCAUCGCCAGUGUCGCUGAAUCUGUGACUCGGCAUGGCAUGGGACCGCGGUCGUCUCCUCUAGUCGCAGGCCACACAGAGCAGCAGGGCUUGCUUUCUAGGGAGCUGGCAGAGCUGAAAGGGAUGGAAGAUGCAGUGAUUUUCUCGUGUGGGUUCGCAGCAAACACAGCAGUGUUCUCUCUGUUCGGGCAAGGGGAGGACGUUGAAGUUUUCUCGGACGAGCUGAAUCAUGCCUCCAUCAUCGAUGGUUUGAGACUUGCCGGCCGGUCCAGCAAGUCAAAAGUCUCUGUUUACAAGCACGUGGAUAUGGAGCACCUGGAGAGCUUGUUGCAAGCCUCCUCUGCUGCAAGGAAGAUCGUUGUUUCCGACUCUCUGUUCAGCAUGGAUGGAGAUGUUGCGCCUAUGAGUCAACUACUUCUUCUAAAACAGAAAUACAACUUUUUCCUUGCCCUCGAUGAUGCACACGCAUCUCUUGUUUACAGCAAACAGGUGAUUGGUUUUUUUCACUACUUUUCUGACUUUGCAGGAGCGGACCUCAUCGUUGGCACCAUGAGCAAAGCCUUCGGCGCGCACGGCGGCUUUGUGUGUUCCUCCCAAGAGUUUGUUGACCUGCUAGUCAACAUGGCGCGUCCUUUGAUCUACUCCACUGCUUUACCGGAUCCAGUCAUAGCUGCUGCCCGAGCAUCGCUACGUCUCUCGGAGGAUCGACCAUGGAUCCGAGCGAAGCUGUGGAAUAACGUCAGGCUCUUCGAGCAGACGACCGGUGUACCCGCACGCAGCCCGAUCGUUCCCAUCCUCCUGGGGGAGGAGGAACGAGCGCUGAGAGCGAGCAAGGAGCUUCUCCUCCUCGGGUUCCAUGUUCCUGCCAUCCGACCCCCGACGGUCAAGCCAGGGACAGCUCGUCUCCGUGUGGCGCUUUCAGCUGCUCAUGAAGAGGAGGAGAUUGUGCGGUUGGCAGAUGCGAUGCGGAAGAUAGGAGUGAUAGAAUAG